CAAAACAUUAUUUUUAAUCGAACCGCCGAACUUAACUGAACUGAAAAUCGAAGCAAAAUGGAAAUCCGAAACGAAGUGAAACCAUCGGAUAAGGAGGUGGAAAAGAAAAAGUUUGUCGUCCGUAGUGCCGCCGACAUCCAGCGGGCUAAGCUGGAGAAACUGAUGAAAAAUCCGGACAAACCCGUCAUCAUUCCAACGUCGGCCAAGGAUCGGGACUUUUCCAACGCGAUUCCCUCGUUCGUACGCAACGUGAUGGGCUCGAGUGCGGGUGCGGGGUCUGGCGAGUUCCACGUCUAUCGGCACCUUCGGCGCAAAGAGUACGCCCGCCAGAAGCAGAUCCAGGAGAAAUCGCGCUCCGAGCAGCUGGAUGACGACUUCCAGCAAAAGCUGGAAAACAAUCGAAAGGCCGCGGAAGACCGCACGGCGAAGAAGCGCGCGAAACGGCUCAAGAAAAAGGCCAAACAGAAGGCGAACCGUGGCAAAAAACCCAAGAUUGGCACCGGCGAUGACGAAGAGCCUUCGUCCGAGGACAAUGAAAGUGACGAAAACGAAGGAGAGAGCCAAAAGUCCGAGACGGAAAGUUCCAGCAAAGUGGAAGAAGAAUCCUCCGGUGAACGGAAAGGCGCGGAUCCUGCACGAGCAGACGAUACAGACGGUUCCUCUCAACCUGAGACAGCAUCGAUACAAAAGAAGGACACUGAUACCGAUAAGCCAUCCAAAGAAGCAACUGAAACAACCGAAUAGAUACUACACACUCUCGGAUACACCCAACAGGUGUCCCGGUACAAGCAAGAUUACCACAGAAUAAGGGAAGAAACAGAGAAAAUGAGUGAAAGGGAAGGGAACGUAAAUAAUAAAACUUUAAAUAUAUUUGAACUCUCGCCGUACGCACGUUCUUCUGUUUUUCACUGUCAAUGUUAUUUUUAAUAUAUUUUGUUUUCUUCCAAACUAUAAUCCCGCAUUGGUUGUAACCUCCUUACUCUUACUGAAAGUAUAGCUUUCCUCCUCCUUUCUACUAGUAGCUAGGUAAGGACACAUGCCUUCCCCGCCCCACGCCCUCUCAUUGCAGCUUAAUCCAUUGAACAUGAAUGCUCCACCAGACUCGUACAGUACCUCUGCUUCAUCAGCUGCUACUGCUGCUACGACGCAUCAUGUGGACCACCAUUUCCAUCCCCAACGGUCACUCCGAGGGGGUUCGUUGGCUCGAGACUAUAAAUUCCGUUUACCUUCGGCAAACGAAACCAUAUCCAUUCUCUAGCCUGCUCCGGUUAAGGAAAGACUAGAGAAAACGCCAACGAAUUACACAGGGAUCCCUUUAUCUCUCUCUCUCUACUAUCUCCAACUGCCGAGUGAGUUUCGCCUGAUUGCAGCAUUGUCCAUGGGCAGCAUGCAGUGGUGGAAGAGUGGUGGUGCCUUUUGUCUGGCUGGCCUCGAGUUUGCUUUGCAUACGAAGCCACUCUCGCCUGGUCUGGUGGUGUGUGCACUCAAGGACUUUCGCUUAAUGUCCAGAAGGCUCGUGCGCCCUCUGGGACUUUGUCGCCGUUUGCUACAGUCGGUCCCCGCAAUGGCUCUGGCUGCAUAUACCGAACAACUUAUUCGUAAUGGUUACAAUAUACGCCUUUAAUGAUAGUUCGUAGUAAUGAUAGCGGUAUUAGCAUGGAUAUAGAUAAUAUUGUUGUUGUCUUGAAGCAACGAUUCGCGCGAUCAUUUGCGAUUCUUUUUUGUAUGGGGAAGAGGGGGCGCGGAGUGCGGGGAGGGGGGAUAGAGUUGCAUUGCAUUGCUCUGGCGCCCGUAGCAUUAAUAAGAAAUAGUUUAAUAAUUUAAACAGUAUGAAACAAUUGCACACGCUCACCGCACCGCGCUUACCACAUCACCACACGUGGCCACGUGGCGUGGCGGUGGAUAUAGACACAAACCUUUGUUCGUUCCAGUCCCAUCGCCCAUCCGUCCGCGUCCAGGUAUCCCCUUCACUUCGCCCGGUCUCCGGCCACGCUUAGUCCGGUUGCGUGUAUCUCCGGUGGAGAAUUGGAGGGUUGCUGUAUUCUGGUCGUGUGUUGUAUGUGUAGCUCGACGUUACAUGCGCGUGUGCUUGAAAUAUUUACAAUAUGGACUGCGCAUUGGGAGUCCCAAUGGCAAAAUGGUGUGAAGCUGCUUCCGGCAAUAAACGCGCCACAGGGCGCGAGUCAGCGAAAACAAAUCUUUCGGUAGCCUAAAUCUAAUUCUGACGAGGCAUUCUUUGAAUUAAAAGUAAAACCAAGGAACUCGCGCUGGUAGUGCAUCGUAGUUUGUGCACUACCGCGCAGUACUAUGUACAAAAACACAGCUCGUCGUAAGGCAGGUCGACGGCUCCGCGGCUUCCGGAUGCUAAGCGAUCCAUGUUACGAUUACAUUGCUGGAUGGUCCGCAUGGAUUUGCUGGUGGACUCACAGUGGUCGUCUAAGGUAUUAAAGUAAAAAAUCACAACUGAGACUAUACGCAAACGUGCGAAAAAGAAGUCGAACUGACUAUAAUGGGAUAAAAAUUAAUCAACAGAAUUUACACCAGAACAGAAGUGAAAUGAAACGCACACACACGCGGCGCACCAUUGCGUCGCUUCGUUUGGUUUCUUUGCUAAGAUCAUAAUGCAUUUGUUUGUUCAAUAUCGUUCCAAAGCAGGAGGACGCGAGACGCCGUGACGGCGCUCGGUGUAAGCAGCCAAGUCUAGUGUAUGUAUGUUUAGGUUUUACUCACUUCCACUCCGUUUCUGCCGUCUUUCUUCGAGAGUAUUUCGAGAGUUUUUUUUAUCGGUGCGCAAACACCUCCCUCGGACAGACAGCACACCUCGGAUAAGCCUAUGUACAAAUUCAAUCCAUCAAUCAAUCAAUCAACAUUUGAAGCAUUUGGUUACAGCCAGAAGGGUUUCGAACCGGACAAAUUAGCAAGCAUUAUCAUCGGUCAUCGGUCACCUGCUGGUGCAAUACACGAUGUGACCAGGAGUCCAUUUUGUGUCGCAUCAAACAACCACAUUGCAUUUUGUAAGUGAGUUUUCACAACACAACAACACCACAACACUACCCUUCCUUCUACCAACCAACUGAGACAACUGUGGGGGAAGCAUCACGGAUAUGGGGUUACGGGUUACGAGAUGGGGAACGGUCGGUGGUUGUUGGUCGACGGUUUGGUCGCUGCUCAGUUGCGCAAAGUUCGCGGUCGCGUCGAACUGAACAUUUGUGGCAUGCUCAUUUAUACACAUGGAUGUGGCAUCUGUUUCCCCCUUUUGACUGUUGCUGCUGCGAUUCUUGCUCCUUGCUGUUACUUUCCGCUACUUUGCUUUUCCCUUUCGCUCGCAUUCAUCCAUUCCAUUCCUUUCCUUCACUUUCUCGUCACUCGUUUCGUAUUCGUAUUCUCCUUUCAGCGAUUAUUGAUAAGAAUAAGGUUAAUCAUAAUAUUACUCCUCAUCAAACCCAUUGUUUAGCCCAUUAUUCGUAAGCGAUCGUGGUAAGUGGUACCCGCAGAUCUGUAAAUGUUUCGUUCAAACGUUCCUUCUUACUUCUUCUGCUGCUGAUCCAGUGUGUUUAUCAAGGAUUCUGUGUUGUUUUUGUUGACUUGUUCGUCGCCUACGAGGAGCAGUAGUAAUUGAGAAAAAAGGAUGACGGUGCUUCUGCUCCACUAAACACGUGGGAGGAGGGGAGGGCUAGAUGAAACUAGGGUCCAAUAUUGUGGUUGCAGUUGCAAGCGGCUGUAGUUGAUAGAAUCACCGUUUGCCAGACACGACCCCCGCUCGCGCUUCGUUGUUCAAUCUGGCUUCUGCUGUUUCGGGGCUGCGUGUGUACAAAUGUUUAGAUUGCUAGUAGUUUUAUUUACUCGUGUUCUUCUUCAUCACGUGUGAAUAAUCUCGCCCCUCUUUCCAUUUCUGUCUCUCUAGCCUUGCUAAAUGUGAUUUUGAAGGUUUU
Anopheles aquasalis is the source of this 3932-nucleotide messenger RNA. RefSeq names its product PRKR-interacting protein 1 homolog. Gene Ontology annotation, biological process: negative regulation of protein kinase activity. Gene Ontology annotation, cellular component: nucleolus. The record is from RefSeq and is a predicted model, not a curated record. NCBI's taxonomy places the organism in Eukaryota, Metazoa, Arthropoda, Insecta, Diptera, Culicidae. Gene Ontology annotation, molecular function: protein kinase binding; protein kinase inhibitor activity; double-stranded RNA binding.